Carcharodon carcharias (great white shark) is the source of this 3766-nucleotide messenger RNA. It is a transcript of the gene slc44a2, whose product is annotated as solute carrier family 44 member 2. Gene Ontology annotation, molecular function: choline transmembrane transporter activity. The record is from RefSeq and is a predicted model, not a curated record. Gene Ontology annotation, cellular component: membrane. Gene Ontology annotation, biological process: choline transport; transmembrane transport. The transcript has 22 exons. The coding region runs from base 71 to 2194 and encodes 707 amino acids. NCBI's taxonomy places the organism in Eukaryota, Metazoa, Chordata, Chondrichthyes, Lamniformes, Lamnidae.
AUAUUGUACUGAUCAGUGUAGAGUGCAACACGUCAGUGCGUUGUGUGCAGAAUUUGCACAUUUGGAGACCAUGAGCACGGAGAAGAAUUUCUAUGGGAAAUAUGAUGAACCAAAGAAAUUUGAUCCAUCAUUCAAAGGGCCAAUUGCAAACAGGAGCUGCACUGACAUCAUCUGCUGCUUAAUCUUCUUUGUGGCCAUCUUAGGAUACUUUGUUGUAGGCAUAAUAGCAUGGACACAUGGAGACCCUCGGAAAGUGAUCUAUCCGACUGACAGCCGUGGCGAAUUCUGUGGUCAAGUUGGAAGCCAGAAUGAACACAAACCAUUUCUUUUUUAUUUCAACAUUCUCAAGUGUGCUAGCCCUCUGGUACUGCUGGAGUUUCAGUGCCCAACCACACAGACCUGUGUUAGUAAAUGCCCAGAAAGGUUUGACAGCUUCAUAACAACACAUGCACAGCUUAAGGUGAAACCAGAGAGAUGGAAGUAUUACACUCAGUUCUGUAAACCAGGCUUUAAUGAUUCCACUAAGACACCUGUUCAAGUGUUUAAGGAUGGGGACUGUCCUGCCUUUAUAACUCCAAACAAGCCUUUUACCCGAAGAUGCUUCCCUGACCUCAAAAUUGAAAAGGGUGUGGUUAAAAUCGGCAACAAGACUACGUUCAGUGGCGAGGACGGUGGAUCCGUAAAUGUUACGAGUCUGCUGGAAGGAGCCAAGGGAGCAAAUAUAGUUCUUGACGCCAGAGAGGUGGCAAUGAAGAUAUUUGAAGAUUACACCAAAUCUUGGUACUGGAUUUUGAUUGGUAUGAUUAUCGCACUGGUGGUCAGUCUACUCUUUGUCAUCUUGCUACGCUUCAUCGCCGCUUUUAUGAUAUGGUUAAACAUACUGCUGGUCAUUGCUGUUCUUGGCUAUGGUAUUUAUCACUGUUACAUGGAAUAUGCAAAAUUGAAAGGAGUAUCAGGGUCAGAGGUGACAAUCACAGACCUGGGCUUCCAGACUGACCUGCGAGUGUACCUGCACCUGCGGCAGACCUGGCUGGCAUUCUUGAUCAUUCUGGCAAUCAUGGAAGUUAUAAUCAUUCUGAUGUUAAUAUUCCUACGGAAAAGGAUUCUGAUAGCGAUAGCCCUUCUCAAGGAAGCAAGCAGAGCUGUCGGAUGCAUUAUGUCCACUCUGGUCUAUCCUAUCAUCACAUUCAUGCUGCUGUUACUCUGCGUUGCUUACUGGGGCGUUACAGCUGUCUUCUUGUCAACUUCUAGCGAACCAGUUUAUAAAGUGUUUGCAAAUGAGAAUACCUGCAAUUACAGCAUGAAAACAUGUAAUCCCAAAACCUUCAAUGUUUCCAACAUCAUAAAGCAGUGCCCAGAAGCACAGUGUCUGUUUGCAUUCUAUGGAGGCGAGUCUUAUUAUCAUCGGUACCUCAUCCUGUUCCAAUUCUACAACGUCUUCCUCUUCUUCUGGCUCACCAAUUUCGUCAUCGCCCUGGGGCAGGUUACACUUGCGGGAGCUUUUGCUUCUUACUAUUGGGCCUUUAACAAACCAGCCGAUGUGCCAGCUUGCCCCGUGUUUUCUUCAAUGGGACGAGCACUCAGGUACCACACUGGUUCCUUAGCGUUUGGAUCUCUCCUCUUAGCCAUUGUCCAGGUUAUCAGAGUAAUAUUGGAAUAUAUAGAUCAGAAAGUGAAAGGUGCAAAGAAUAAAUUAGCACAAUUUAUAUUAUCCUGCCUGAAAUGUUGCUUCUGGUGUUUGGAGAAAUUCCUGAAAUUUUUGAACAGGAACGCUUAUAUAAUGGUUGCAAUCUAUGGGAAAAACUUCUGCACCUCAGCAAGGAAUGCAUUCUUCUUGUUAAUGAGAAAUAUCAUUCGGGUGGUUGUUUUGGACAAAGUCACGGAUUUCCUGCUGUUUCUGGGCAAAAUGCUUAUUGUUGGAGGAGUGGGUGUCCUUGGAUUCUUCUUCUUCACCAAUCAAAUAAUAAUCAUUGAGGACAAGGCACCAACUCUGAACUACUACUGGGUUCCACUGCUGACUCUGAUCGUGGGUUCCUACCUUGUCGCACACGGAUUCUUCAGUGUGUACGCAAUGUGUGUGGACACUCUGUUCCUCUGUUUCUUGGAAGACCUGGAAAGGAAUGAUGGCUCGAGUGAGAGACCCUAUUUCAUGUCCAAGGCACUCCUGAAGAUCCUGAAAAAAAGUAAUCAAUGAGGACUGUUGAGUGUAGUCUGCAGAUCAGGACAAGCCUGUACCGGAAGAACAUGAAGUCUCACUGGAUCAACCCUGUCACCUAAUAGUGCAAGGAGCAAAACCAUCCGAACAUAGAGAGCUUGUUAAAGUUCCAGCCUUGACGUGCACUCAACAAUGGCUGGGGUCCACUUUGUGAGAGUUUUUUCUGCAUUACAGCUGUCUCCAGCUGCACCCUAAUGUGCCAAAAAUGGGUCAUGGUUUGAGAUAAAAUUGGGUUGUUAUCGUCUGAGAGACAUUGUAUUUUAUAAAUUAUAGAAGGUAGAAAAGUCCAGAUGUCCGCACUUGUACAUGGCAGACACUUGCUUCACACUUCCUGCUCAGAUUAUCACAGUGUCAUGAACAGGGUCAAAUGGCAUUGAUAGACUCCAGAGUGGUAGUUGCAGCUAAGUUUGGUGUACUAUGACCUGGCUUUAGUGCUCUGCUUAGCCUGGUUUGCUAUAACUGGCCAGGUUUUUGCGUUCUCGGCUGGUACGCAGGCAGUUUGCUGUCUGUCUACUUCUAACCGUACACAUGCUGAAUGUUUUUUCCUUCACUCCUUACCUCCUGACAGUGCUGACUGUUACCUGUGGCACAAGUUCCAGUGGUGCUGGAUGACCCGCAGUACCCGACCCUCAUACUCACCCUUGAUGUACAAGGCUAGAUAGUGAGGACUUUAUAUACUGCUUAAAAAUAUUUCUGAGAUAUGCAUCCAAUACCUUCUAGUCUCUUCCCUAAAGUUAGUGCAGUUUGUGUCCUACUCCAGGGAAGAGGUAAGAGUAAAUUGAAUGUUAAAUGUCCAAAGCCGUUGAAACAAAAAUAAUCUGAAAUGUCAGUGAGUGGCAUACUAUAGUAUUACUGCAGCUCUUGGAGGCUUGCUAUGAGUUGCCAUGGUUUGCUUGCCGGCUUAAGAUGGUGAGUAACUUGUUUAGGGAUGUUUAAAUCACGUGCUUUUCAUGCUGUCACGGACAGUACAUUUAUCUAAAGAAAAAUAUCACCAUCUUGCUCACAAAAUUUGGUAUUGAGUUCAGUCCCUUGGGCCCUUGGAGUUAGGCAACAGAACCUCAUGUAUAUUUGUUAAGGAUAAUAAUGAAGCUUUAGCUUUUUUUAAAUGACUGAUAUUUUCUGAAGACCUUAUUAAAUCCAAGUGGUAGAUACAAACCUCCCUCAAUCAGAGAAGGCUCAGCCUAACUCAGAAGCAAUUUGUUUGUUUUAUUGGUUUUAUAAAAAAAGUUAUUUUAACAAUGAUAAAGAUUUAGCUUUAUUGUAUAAAUGACAUUACAACAUUGACUGACUUUGAAUAAGUUUGUCCUUGAUAUUGCUUGCUCAUACAUAUAUAACAUAUGGGUGUAAAGCCAAUCUCUCUUUCUGCAUGCCAUAGUUAUCAGCCAGUCAAAUAAAUUGUUAUUGUUACUUUUGUAAACUAAGGAGGCUGUUUUGAAUACAUUCAUGCCAUGAAUUGUUGGAAUUUAAACCUGUCCUGUAGCAGAUUGAUUCCACAGGAUUGGUUCUUGCCAUAGAGAGCAUUCCAUAUAAAAUUAAAAGUGCCUGAUGAUA